Molecule: messenger RNA, 3472 nt
Organism: Cricetulus griseus (Chinese hamster)
Lineage: Eukaryota; Metazoa; Chordata; Mammalia; Rodentia; Cricetidae
Source: RefSeq, a predicted model, not a curated record
UUCUCAAACGCGCGGGGCUGCGUUGGGAAAGGGGAAGUGAGCCAAAGCCUCCGAGGCUUUGCCCGCCGCCUUUUUGGCGUGAGUUUCCACAUCCAGGUUCUAGUCCACCAGUGACCCUGGACUGUAGCAAAACAUAAAAAGCCCGAACCCACCUACCGCCACCAGCAUAGGUUCUGUAGCACGUAGCUUGUUCAGAAAUGGCAUCUAAGAAAUUUGCCAUUAAAUGUGGAAAUUUUGCUGUCCUCGUGGAUCUUCAUAUAGUGCCACAAGGUUCAAACAAAGAUUCCAGUUGGUUUUCUGAACAGAAGAAAGAGGAAGUUUGUUUGCUGUUAAAAGAAACCAUUGAUUCCAGAGUUAAGGAGUACGCGGGCAUUUAUAAACAGCACAGGCCUUCAAAUGCAGAAUUCACAAGAUCCAGUCCCUUGUCCUUAAAAGGUUAUGGCUUUCUCAUCACUGCCUAUUUCGUCAAGAGGGGGAUACACCUUCGCUGUAUUCAGAACUCACAGAAUACUGAACUUCGUAUAUUUCCUGACAGAUUUGUGGUCUGUGUUAGUCAGCUUCCAUUUGGUCCUGAUACUUGGACAAGCCAGAAUGAAAAGUCGACAAAAAGAACCCUCCAUGGAGUGUCUGACUAUUUUGCUGAGUGUGCAGAGAGUUCUCCUUCUCCUGCUACAAAGCACAAGAGAAAUGCUCUACAAGAAAUUGUGAGAAGAACUAAAGCAAAAAGCAGUGCUGGGAGCAAAUCACAGACCAGCACAGACCUUGUGGGAAGACCUAGUGACUCAGUCAUUGCCGUGGUACCAAGGAGGAGGGCCUCAGCCAUUCUCCUGUCAGAAACUAUGGGUCCAACACAAGAUGACAUAAAAGCAGCCAAGAGCCACCGGGGGCUUCCUGUUCAAAAGCUGGAAAAUGUUUCUCAGACUCAGCCAGAAGACACUAGCAGCCAGCAACGGCCUCAUCCUGGGGAGUGGUUAAAGACGGGGCUUCUAAGCAGGAGUCCUGUGUGUAGCUAUGAGUCAGCAUCACCAGGUCCAAAGCAAAGUCCACGAGCAGCCAAGACACAACAGAAACGCAGGAACUGUGGCUCUGCUGAAGUCUUUGACCACCGCAGCAGAGUUUCUCUUGGAAACGAUGGAUUAGUCCCAGGAGACAUGAUGGUAGAGAAGAGCACAGCUGUCAGUGUUUUGCCAGCAUUAGAGUUGUCAGAUACAGGGUUGCUUUUGAAUCAAGAUUUGGCGAAAGUCACAGCUAAAGAAGAGCUAUAUGCUUUGGAAAACCUCUCCUCCAGACACCUUAUGACAAACAACCCAGGGCUGGUGCAGCAAACUAGCUCGCCUGCAGUUGAUGAAAGAUUAGCUACAGUUCAAGGCGGCCCAAGUAAAAAAAGAAAGAAAUUGCAAAGUUCUAGCAGAGGAUGUAGUGGCAAGAAAAACUUCAGUGUAUAGUUCCUCUGGUUUGAAAAGAAUUGAGUAAUUAGUCUAAGCAAAUAUUUGGAGGUUGGGAGAUAUCUCAGCUUUUAAGAGCACUUACUGUCUCCAAGAGGACCCAGGUUGAGUUCCAAGCAUCUACAAGGUAACUGGAAACCAUCACGAACUCCAGAUCCGGGAGACACAACACCCACUUUUGGCCCCCAUGGGCACCAGGCAUGCCCACGGUAUGUAUAUGUACAAGGAGGCAAAACACACAUACACAUGAAAUAAAUCUUUAAAAACAAAACAAAACCGUUUGUGUUGGAAUUAGCUUUCACGGUCACCUCCUGGAAGCUGUUUUUCUAAUAGGCUUGUUACUUUCUCAUCAUGUUUAUAACUGUCUCUAGAAAAUAUUGUAUUAACAAAGAGCCCUACACCUAUGAACGAGUAAGCCAUGCCUCAGUAAUGUUGGGCAUUGUCACCCCAUCACAAUGAAGACCUCCUGAUGGGAUACAAAGAGACAGUGCCAUGUGCUGCAGGCCAGUUCUAGGGCUGCAGUACUCUUGCUCCUCAAACUGAGUGCCUGACCAUGAAAAUAGGUUAGUGGUUCUGUGCGUAAUGCAGGCAUUGGAGUCUUCGAGAAACUAGGAUUCUGAAAUAACACUAAAGUUGAUGAUUCCCUAGGAAUUAUGUCCUUCAGCCUGGCCUCCAUGGCUUCCAUCAGCUGGAGCCACACGUGGACAAGUACCCCCCUGUGCUCCCUUGGACUUGUAGAGCAUUUAGAUUGGGUUCGGUGUGUGAGUCACUUAGUUCCCAGGUUCUAUUAAAGGGUGGACACAGCACCUAGGGAGCUGUUGUAGCUGUAGUUGCCAGAGGUGAAGUUCUUCUCAGCCUUAGGUGAAGCCACGGAAGAGGUGUGUUCUGUGUAGCACGGCCUGACCCUAUCCUUGUUCACACCUCCAAUAUUCCAGUUACAGUUAGGACAGACUAGAACCCAAAGGGAGCUCAGUGACCAUUCCAGUUCCCAAUUUGGAAAAAUCCACAGGCCAUUUAAAUAACCUCUUUAGUUGUAUAACCUUCUCUCAAGAAAGAUAAGAAACUUAAGUUGUCAACAUGUAAGUGUUAUAUCUGAUCAUCCCAGCCUCAGAAGACCAGAAACUGCUUGCUGGUGUUCCUUUCCUUCUCUAUCUAGACUUUUUCUUGAGAGCCAAUUCCAACCUGUUGAAUCCUCAAUGCAAGCAUGAACAACCCCCUUAUACACCAGGGUGCAGCUCACUCAGAAAGAUCCUAAAGUCAAAACCAGACCUAUCAGAAUGAUGGGUGCCUCCUACUCCAGAACUAAGAUACUCUGACCCGAAAUAAACAGGGUUUUAAAUGUUUAAUGGUUAAGGUCAUAGUAUUUAAUUAUACUUAAAUGAAGGAUUUGCUUUCAAGAAAUGUUUUGUUUUUCAAAUCUGUUCUAUUGUAGGAGAUAAUGAUGAUUGUGACCAGUGAGGAAAAAAAAAUAGUUGUUUGGACUGUAUGUAGAUGUAUUCUUUCUCACAACCUUCAUGCACAAUGGAUUUUAACAGGAUUAGCAGGGAAUUACUUUGGGCUCCCACACUGUGGCAUUUGUUUAAGGAAUUUUGCCUUUAAGCAUUUUCCUGCAGUGUAUCUGAAACACCUCUGCAUCUCUUGUUUCUUGAAUGGUUUUACAAUUCUUUGAAUAUACAGACAAAAAGGAAAAUUAAUCCCAAGUGUUUUGUUACAUAUCAGGUGGACUAUUAAAUAUUUUCUGCUAUUGGGAAUUAUAUGCAGUUUUUAUAUUCUUAACAAUUAUGAUAACUUAGCAUUUGAAAGUCUGAGACCCUAUCAGUGUUGAUAAUCAAAAACAAGUUCUUCAACCCUUUGAUACUUCAAAUUAAAUUUAUAUUCAGGUCCCUGUGAUUCAGAUACUUAUAGGAUUAUGUCCAUCUAAUUCCCUUGAUAUUAUUGUAACUGAAGAACUUGCUCAUUAUCUGGGAUGCUAAGCCACCUUCAUGUACUUUCAAAUGACAUUUUAAUAAAUGACAUUUAAAAUCCUG